UUGAACUCAAAACCGCGAGAUCAUGACCUGAGCCACAAGUUGGAGGCUUGACCGACUGAGCCACUCAGGCAUCCCUUAAACAUAUGACUUUAAAUGGGUUAUUUCAUGUUAUGUGUAAUUUUAUCUCAUCCUAGAUUAGGUAACGAUGCUUUUUCCCCCCCUGUUGACAUACUCCAAUUUUAUUGUAGAAGUCAAAGAAAAAAGAGGACUUUACAGCUGACAUUGUUGGAAUAUGCAGAUUAUUAAAAGGAGACUGUAAGGAAUUUUGGAACUUGGGUGAAAGUAAUAGUGCAGCUCAUCUCAUUGUUCUGGAAUCUAUUUUAAGGGCACAAGCAGUCGGUAAUUGAAGGUUUCUCCUCCUUUUCCUGAAAAUCCCUUGCUACAAGGUUGUUGGGUUAAAAAAAACAAAAAUGAUGCUAUUCAACAGCUGCUCCUAGCAAUAUGUUCUUGUCUCCAGUUUGCUGAGGGUCUUACCAUGUUCUGUGCAAACAAACAGAUGUACCUGAUCACGAGUGAGAGAACCACCUUGGUUAAGUCCUGGUUAGCAGGCUGAGGGUAUUAAUAAAGUGCUCGUGUGCGACUGUGCGUCCUUUCCUCCAUCUGCAGUGUGGCGGCGACGCAGAUGCAUGCUGGCUUCCCCCGCGCAGCCCCCAUGCUUUGUCCGGAGCCGCGGCUCAUCUUCCAGCCGCACAGCACGCGUCCGCUCCCACUCAUGCCAACACAUCAGCUGACAAAUUGCCUUCUUUCUAAGUCUGCCAGUGUCCUCGGUUGCCUAGAUUGAGAGUAGGCUGCCGACCACCUUGAUGAACAGGAGUACCCGAUGUCCAAAGAAAGGUCAUUAGCGUGGAUGAAAGCAGCUAGAAGCCGAGAAAUGACUUAAACACAUACAGAGACAAAUCCAGAUGGCACGCAAACCAAAAAUUGUUCCCAUGAAAAUAUACUAGCUUUGGAGGGCAGAUUGAAAAUGACGACGUGCACGCCACACCAUGUUAAAUGUAAAUAAGCUUUCUGAGAAGAAAUCCAAAAUGUCUCCUGUGACUGGUCAAGGUGGUGAUGUUCGUAGAUCUCUUUAUUUCCUCCCGAUACUGCACCUUCAGUGCGGCUUGCUGCCCCUGGUGGUGCCCAGCUACAUACUUUUCCACAAGGAGAAUUAGUUUCUAGUUUUGUCUAAAGAGACUAUUUUAGAAGAAUUUUCCCCCAAAGCGACUGAAAGCUUUUAAAACAUAGUUGAGCAUUGAAACUGUUUUAUGAUCUUUGUUACAAUUUUUGACUACUGGAUAGUAAGUAAAAUAUUAAUAACCUUUUCCAGAGUCUACCAGAAAAAAUCCAGUAUGUGAGCAAUCAGUGGUGUCCUUUUAGAAGAAGUUCCAAAAAGGUUCAAUGAGAUUAUGUCUGCUAGAGAAUCGAGGUCAAGGUAAAAGAUACGGCUUCUGGCCUGGCUGUUCCUCACAGCCCUAGGUCAGUCUGGCUCUGCACUUGUGAACUUUGUGUACACAGGUUUCUUUUUCUGAGUAUUUGUAUGCAGCUACACUUUCCCCCCCAAGCAGUCAUUUCUCUUGUUAUUUGCUGCUUUCAGACCACUCAAAUAAGAGAGAUCCUGAUUUGGCCCCAUUUUACAGUCUUGGAGGUGGAACAUUCCUAGGCCUAUGUUGCUUGCUGACUGGUUGUGAGACCUUUGAAGAAGCUCUGGAAAUGGCAGCUAAAGGCGACAGCACCAAUGUUGAUAAGCUGGUGAAGGACAUUUACGGAGGAGACUAUGAACGAUUUGGCCUUCAAGGAUCCGCUGUAGCAUCAAGCUUUGGCAACAUGAUGAGUAAGGAAAAGCGAGAUUCCAUCAGCAAGGAGGACCUUGCCCGAGCCACACUGGUCACCAUCACCAACAACAUUGGCUCCAUCGCUCGGAUGUGUGCGUUGAAUGAGAAUAUUGACAGAGUUGUGUUUGUUGGGAAUUUUCUCAGAAUCAAUAUGAUCUCCAUGAAACUGCUAGCCUAUGCAAUGGAUUUUUGGUCCAAAGGACAGCUAAAAGCUCUAUUUUUGGAACAUGAGGGUUAUUUCGGAGCUGUUGGGGCCCUGCUGGAACUGUUCAAGAUGACUGAGGACCAGUAGCGAUGACAGUGGAUGGAACAGGCUUCUGUGAGAACAGAGACCUGAGACCUGCCGCUGGAGAAGGUAGAUGCCGCUAUGGGAUGGAGGCCAAGCCAUUACGGCAGAUGAACCUGCUGGGUUUGUAAAUAAUUUAAAAUCCUCUAGCCGAUCUUUUACUCUUGGGUUUUGAGCUUAUGAUUCAAAAUGGGGGUACAAGAGUUUUUUCUGGAUACUGUAUUUUUAAAAACACACACACACAUUUGUGCAGAGAGGCCAAACCUACGAAUUUUAUGCAUUAACCUUUAAAAAAUUAACCUCGUAUGAUGUUUGAUAAGGACCUGAAAUGUAAGUGCUGUUACUUGUUCUUCUGGGGUUUACUGAUCAGUAUGGUAAUUUUAACUUCAUUUAGUAAUUACUCUAGGAGAUCUUACCUUUACUUAUAUUCAUCAUGAUGUUUCAUGAUUUGCUGUUGGUUUCAAAUGAAACUACAAAUCUGGCAUGCUUUACUGUGAACACGAUUUUGUUUGUUUGUUUCUUUACCUUUUUUUUUUUUUUUUUUUUUGGUCUUGUUUCUUUUUGUUUGAAUGUCUCACGGAGAAAGAGAGUCCUUCCCUCUGCUUUUUGUCAUCAGAUGACUCCCUCUUCUCUCCAAUACCUUUCUUUAAUGUAACUGUUUGUACCAGCGAAGGGGCUGACCAGCUCAAUAAAAAUGAAGCACGAGAUUGAAAGCUCUCAAAAGUGCCCUUGAUAAAAAAAACUCUGAAAUCGUUCAUGAAUUUUAUGAGUCAGGCGGAAGUGGAAAACAAUCUGCAAUUUGUCUUCACCCUUAUGAAUAUACUAAGUUUUGUUGGAUUUAUUUUAUGUCAGGUUAUAUUAAAUUGGAAUGUUCUCUGAUGAAAUGUCCUCAUUCAUGCCCAGCAUGUGAGUGGCAGCAAAUCCUUAUGCAGGACAUUGGAACUUCCCAGGUAAAGUCUCCCAGUAGCUUAGCUGUUCGCAUCGGGAGAUGGGGGAGAAGUCAUAGGCUGACAUAUCAAGUAAUAACACCUGUUUGUUGUGUACACGUAUGUGCAUAGGAGCUUUGUAACAAGGCAUCUUAAAUAAUAAUUUUUUUGAUUUGAAAUAUUUCAAACUGAAAACUGCAUUUCAAUCUCAGUUUCUAAUAUUAAAAAAAUCAUGAUACUGAUCUCUCUAUACGAAUUUUUUCUUUUUUGAAAGUUGUCAUUGGAACCGAUGGGUAACUUUUAAAUGAGAGUCUUGUACAAAAACUGAAAACGCAUGGGGUCUAAUGACUUAGGACUGAUUAAUCUUUUGAACUGAGCAUAUUGGUGGAAGGGAUCUUUAUAGGCAACUACCAUUGCCACAUCUUUCCUUCUCUGCCUCCUGAGCGCCAUCUUUAAUUGCCAUAUCUUCAAGUCUCGAAGAAUUCGAUGUUAACUGAAGUAUUCACUUGUCUGGUUGAAAUAAAGCCUGUUUCUGUUGUGA
This is a messenger RNA of Suricata suricatta (meerkat), 3567 nucleotides long. It is a transcript of the gene PANK1, whose product is annotated as pantothenate kinase 1. The transcript has 5 exons. The coding region runs from base 1693 to 2106 and encodes 137 amino acids. Gene Ontology annotation, cellular component: cytosol; nucleus. The record is from RefSeq and is a predicted model, not a curated record. Gene Ontology annotation, molecular function: pantothenate kinase activity; ATP binding. Gene Ontology annotation, biological process: coenzyme A biosynthetic process. Lineage: Eukaryota; Metazoa; Chordata; Mammalia; Carnivora; Herpestidae.